AUGAGCGAGGACUUGGAGGAUCAGAGGCCACUGAAAAGACCGCGUUUUUUUCCGAACCCAGAACGCAUAGCCCAAAAUGGCGCGAUUUAUACAUUGGCGGCGCACGAGCGAGAGAACCAUACCGAGCAGCAUGGUCAGGACAAAAGCCUGGGCAUCCAGCCUUUGAACGAUGUCCCUUCCAACGAUGUCAAGCCUGAUAUAAAUGCCCCCAAAGCCUCUAUUCCUCCGUUGAAUACAGGCACAACGAACUCUACCAUACCGAAUCCAAACACCGCCCCUCCGCUACAGAAUGAAGGCACAGUCGUUGAUUCAAUUUCGACUGGUUUUAACAUUGAUCUUUUUACCAGUAUCAUAGGGGAACAGCUUCCUCCCGCCUCAAUAAAAAGCAUCCGAACGGCCGCCUCCAAUAACCUCGAACGGGCAGUGAACAUAUACUUCGAUGGUUCAUGGAAGAAGCCCGUGAAGCCGAGUCCGAGGACCAGCUCUAUCCCCAUACGCGAUAGCCCUUCGACCGACUACAACUCCGUCUCACAAACACUACCACCCUCAAGAUUCAUCGGAGCUUUCGGUGUAGGUGGCUGGGCAACUCGCAGCGGGCCUGCCUUGCUGAAGCAUGGCGAUCUUGUUAAAAUCGAGCGUGCGAGGUCGCAGCCAACUACCAAACGUGCUCGUGGAGGUAAAACAAUGAUUAACCACAAAGGUGACGUUUUGACACGAUUCACAAACGUCUUGGGGCAAGAGGUUGGGCGACUGCCGCAUGAGACUGCGGAGUGGGUUUCUACUCUGAUUGACCAGAACAUCUGUCACUUUGAAGGAGUUUGCGUCUUCAGUGACGAUACACUACGAGUCAACGAUACAAUCUACCUGCAGCUGCGAUGCUUCCUUCGUAGAGAAUCAUUCCAGCGCAGCGUGUUUAUGGGAACAUCGGCCAGCGAUAAUAGAUCUUUGGGCAUCUUCGAAGAGAAAGAGAACACGGAAGAAAAGAACCUACGACUUCGACAGGUAUCCCUCGUGAAACUUUUUGAUGCAAUCGAUCUCAAACCCACAUCGACGAAUCCUACCACUGAGAAGCAUAAGAAGAGCGGAAUUCUUCGGGCGGCUGAGAAGGCGGAGCAAUAUGACGGGGUCAAAAAGGAAAAGCCCAAAGGCUCUAAAGGCGCCGAUGACUCCUCUGAGGAGGAAGACACCGCAGAACUUGCUCAAGAUCAACUGGAUGCGCUGUACCGGAAAGCCCAAUCAUUUGACUUUAAUAUGCCAGAGGCUGAACCGGCACCAACAUUCCGAAUGCACCUUCGCAAAUAUCAAAAACAGGCUCUUCACUGGAUGCUCUCGAAAGAGAAAGAUAAUAAGGAAGCUCGUGAGAAUUCGAUGCAUCCGUUGUGGGAGCAGUACACAUGGCCAGUCAAAGGCAGUGAUGACGAAGAGCUUCCAGUUUUUGAAGGAAUUGACCACUUCUAUGUGAAUCCGUAUUCAGGAGAUCUCAGUGUAGAUUUCCCAACCCAGGAACAGCACUGCCUAGGUGGAAUUCUGGCAGAUGAAAUGGGACUUGGAAAAACCAUUGAAAUGAUGAGUCUAAUUCAUUCGCACAGAACUGAACCGAACCCCCAAUUUUCAAAUGGUGUUGGUUCUGUGAACAACCUUGCCCGAGUACCAGAAUCUAGAGGUGUAACUUCUGCACCCUACACAACAUUGGUUGUCGCCCCCACGUCGCUGAUUUCUCAGUGGGAGAGUGAAGCAUUGAAGGCCUCGCAGGAAGGAAGUAUGCGUGUCCUCAUGUACUACGGUGGCGAUAAAGUCAGCAACCUUCGAGAUCUUUGCUGCGAAUCAAAUUAUCUCAAUGCACCCAAUGUCAUCAUCACCAGCUUUGGUACUGUCUUAUCGGAAUUCACCUCUCUGGCAUCGCAGUCUGCGACCUCAACCAGUGCUCAAGGCGGUUUGUUUUCUGUUGAAUUCUUCCGCAUCAUCCUCGACGAGGCCCAUACGAUCAAGAACCGGCGCUCGAAAACCACCAAGGCCUGCUGCGAGCUCAAGACCACUCAUCGCUGGGCCCUCACCGGCACACCGAUUGUCAACCGAUUGGAAGACCUGUUCAGCCUAGUCCGCUUCUUGAAAGUGGAACCGUGGAGCAACUUCUCGUUCUGGAAAACAUUUAUUACGGUGCCAUUUGAAUCUAAAGAAUAUAUUCGUGCUCUCAAUGUUGUACAGAGUGUUUUGGAGCCUCUUGUUCUUCGGCGGACCAAGAAUAUGAAGACGCCAGAAGGAGAGCCCUUGGUUCCUCUUCCCCCUAGAAAUGUCACCAUUGAAGAAAUUGAACUCCCUCAGAAGGAGCGAGAAAUCUAUGACUGCAUCUACAACCGAGCCAAACAAACAUUCAGAGAAAAUGUGGAGGCUGGCACUCUUCUAAAGUCCUACUCUACUAUUUUCGCUCAGAUUCUUCGUCUUCGGCAAACCUGCUGCCAUCCCAUAUUGACUCGCAACAAAGACCUGGUGGCCGACGAGGAAGUAGCUGCCGCAGCAGCUGAUGCAACAAAUGAGAUGAAAGACGACAUGGAUCUUCAGCAAUUGAUCCAGCAGUUCAGCGCUUCAACUAGUGGAAAUGCGGAAUCAGAGGAUCGAUCUGUCACGUUCACUGCACAUGCUCUUCGCCAAAUUCAAACAGAGUCCAGCGGAGAGUGUCCAAUUUGCUGUGAAGAACCUAUGUUGGAUCCAGCAGUGACCGCAUGCUGGCAUAGUGCAUUCCAGUUCGACGCCGAUGGACGGGGUUGCUUCCAGCGACACGCCUCCAACUGGCUCGCAGGCUCCCCCCGGAUUUCCCUUCGCCGUAUCAAUCCUCUUUCUCCAUCUGCACAUACCUCUGCCAAGAUUCACGCGUUAAUCACCCACUUAUCGCGUGUUCCACCAGGCCAUAAAUCAGUCGUCUUCUCUCAGUUCACUUCAUUUCUCGACCUAAUCGGCCCCCAGCUCACGGCUGUUGGCAUCUCACACCUGCGACUUGAUGGCUCUAUGCCCCAAAAGCAACGCAAGGUUGUCCUGGAAGAAUUCACUAAAGAGGCAACUUACGAAGAUGAAAUCGUUGACUCCGAUAUUGAAAAUAAUGGUCAACCUCCAUCCUCUAAACAGACACCUACCGUCCUGCUUAUUUCUCUUCGUGCCGGCGGUGUAGGUCUCAACCUAACGGUGGCAAGCAACGUCUUCCUCAUGGAUCCCUGGUGGAGUUUUGCCGUAGAGGCCCAGGCGAUCGAUCGUGUUCACCGUAUGGGCCAGACGCGCGACGUGUCUGUGACGCGGUUUGUUAUCAAGGACUCAAUUGAGGGACGGAUGCUUCGAGUACAAGAGCGCAAAAUGAACAUUGCCGGCUCACUUGGGCUACGUGUCGGUGGUGACGAAGGUGACGAUAGCAAGAAGGAACGGAUUACUGAGUUGAGUAUGUUGUUUGAAUAG
This is a messenger RNA of Penicillium verhagenii, 3441 nucleotides long. RefSeq names its product DEAD/DEAH box helicase. The transcript is spliced from 2 exons. The coding region runs from base 1 to 3441 and encodes 1146 amino acids. The record is from RefSeq and is a predicted model, not a curated record. Gene Ontology annotation, molecular function: nucleic acid binding; zinc ion binding; hydrolase activity, acting on acid anhydrides, in phosphorus-containing anhydrides. Lineage: Eukaryota; Fungi; Ascomycota; Eurotiomycetes; Eurotiales; Aspergillaceae.